CGGCUUGUUUGGCUUAGCUUUUGUGGUAAAAGUGUGAAAACACUCUUUUUCAGUUGUGCAAGAUGACUAAGAAGGACUCUGGCACAUCCCAAGAUAAGGGAAAAGUCACAACAAUCACUGUGGCUCAGAUAAAUGCUGAUCGGAUAAAUCAACUUGCCAAUCAAUACUGGGCACCUCAUACAGCCAGCAGCCAUGAAUUAUACAAUCCUGACAUCAUUGAGGAUAUUUACUUCAAGGAGAUUCGCGACACGCGGCACUCGGUCAGGAGGAUCAUGAUGCUGGAGUUUUCACAGUAUCUGGAGAACUAUUUGUGGCCAAAUUAUCGGCAGGCAACAGCUUCUCAUGCGCACAUGAUGUCCAUUGUUUUUAUGCUGAAUGAGAAGUUUCGGGAACGCGUAUCUGUGUGGCAAUGUUUCGAGGAAGAGAGUUCAGAGUUUCCGGGAUUCUUUCAGCAAUGCCUUGAGGCUUGCUUGGAAGAUAAGAAGCCAUCGCCGACUUAUAUGCGUGAGCAAACAGCUCUGCUGCUCUUUCUAAACCAUUGCUUCAAUAGUAUGGAGGUGGAAUUGUGCAGAGAACAGGCGAAAAGACUGGUUUCCCUUACAAUGUGGUCUUGUCUGCAACCUAAGCGCCGAGAGCAGGAACUUAAAGCAAUCCCUGAGUGGAGAAAGUUCUGGAAGAAACUCCAGAAGAGGGAUAAGCCAGAUAUGAAAGAGAAACUUGAGUGGGAGAGGCAUUUUCUUCAGAAACUGAUGAUCAAAUUCAUGGGCAUUCUGGAUUCCGUAUCAAUGGAUGGGGAUGUCAAUGAGGAUGUUGUUCGCUACUGCGAGCGUUUCUUGGAACUCCUCAUCGACUUGGAAGCACUCCUGCCUACACGGCGUUUCUUCAAUACAGUCCUGGAUGAUUGUCACCUCGUCGUGAGAUGCCAUCUGUCCAACUUAGCUAGGCGAGAGGAGGGAAAACUCUUUACUCAGCUGCUGGAUAUGUUGAAAUUCUAUGCAAGAUUUGAGAUCAAUGAUGAAACGGGCGAUGCUUUAACUGACCACGAUAUGACGCUGCUGCACUACUCCAAAAUCACUUCCCUUCAGCGAGCGGCUUUUGCUAAGUUUCCGGACUUGAGGAUGUUUUCGCUGGCGAAUGUGGCCAGUGUGGAUACGAGAGAGUCACUGAAAGAGCACUUCGGCGCUCUGGAUGCGCAGAGCUUGAAGAACAUCGCGUGCUAUUUGAAUUUGGUGCCGGAGAAACUCGAGCCACCGUUUGAGUGGCACAGACUCGAUGAGGAAUUCCUGCGUGAGCUUCUGAUUUCACGUCACGAGAGAAGAGUGUCUCAAUUGGAGGCUCUCAAUGAAAUGCCACUGUAUCCGACUGAGUCGAUUAUCUGGGAUGAGAAUAUCGUACCGACGGAGUAUUUCUCUGGUGAGGGUUGCCUCGCCUUGCCGAAAUUGAAUCUGCAAUUUCUGACUCUUCACGACUACUUGCUGAGGAACUUUAAUCUCUUUAGGCUGGAAUCUACAUAUGAGAUUCGCCAGGAUAUUGAGGAUGCUGUGAGUCGUAUGCUGCCGUGGGUGUCCGAGGAGGGUGAAAUAGUCUAUGGCGGAUGGGCUCGAAUGGCUCUUCCGAUAACUUCCUUCGCCGUCGUGGACGUUUCUAAGCCUCACAUUGGCGAGAGAAAGCCGUCAAGGGUGCGUGCUGAUGUCGCUGUAACUCUGAGUGUCCGGAAAGAGAUUCAGGAUGAAUGGGAAAACCUGAGGAAGCACGAUGUGUGUUUCCUUAUAACAGUACACCCGAAGAAUGCGAUUGGCACUCGUUAUAAUCACCGAGAGCCCUUCAUUCCCCAAGUGGGCCUCGUAAAUGUGCGUGGCUGUGAAAUUGAAGGGAUGCUGGAUGAGAAUGGGAAACUAAUAGAGGAUGGGCCGGAUCCAAGGCCUAUUUUGCCGGGUGAGAAACGCACAUUCCGCGUGUGGUUGGACUGUAAUCAAUAUCGCCAAGAUAUGGAAGCUCUGCAGCAUGGCAGUGACGAUGUCUACGAGGGAUUCAGUAUUAUAAUGAGGAGGAAGCCGAAAGAGAACAAUUUCAAGGCUGUAUUGGAGACAAUCCGCCAUCUAAUGAAUACUGAGUGUGUCGUACCGCCUUGGUUGCAUGACAUCCUCCUAGGAUAUGGUGAUCCUGGAGCGGCUCACUACUCGAGAAUGAAGAACCAAGCAAGAUCCCUGGAUUUUAACGAUACUUUCCUUGAAAUUGAGCACUUGAAGGAGAGUUUUCCGGGUUAUGACAUCAAUCUCAAGGGAGAGAAACUCAUUCGUCCCUUCAGGAUAACCUUUGAAAAUGUCCCAGAAGAGUCUGAGGAUGAUGAUGAGAAAAUGCAAGAUGAUUCUGGAGAUUUAUCAAAGACAAUCACCGUGGAAUCUUAUGUGAUUCCCAGCAGAGGACCAUAUGUUUAUAAUGAACCGAAGAAGAAUACCAUUCGCUUUACACCAACACAAAUUGAAGCUAUUAGAUCGGGAAUGCAGCCGGGAUUGACACUGGUUGUUGGUCCUCCAGGAACUGGUAAAACUGAUGUGGCUGUCCAAAUCAUCUCCAAUUUGUAUCAUAAUCAUCCGAACCAACGAACUUUGAUAGUGACACACUCAAAUCAGGCGUUAAAUCAGUUGUUUGAGAAGAUUAUGGCCCUGGACAUUGAUGAGAGACACUUACUACGUCUGGGUCAUGGAGAAGAGGCGUUGGAGACUGAGAAGGACUUUAGUCGCUAUGGUAGAGUGAAUUAUGUCCUCGGAAAGCGUCUGGAUUUACUGACAAAAGUGCAGAGACUGCAGGAGAGUCUCGGAGUGGCUGGAGAUGUUGCGUAUACUUGUGAGACUGCAGGGUAUUUCUACUUGUAUCAGAUUGUUGCGCGAUGGGAGAAGUUUUCGAAUCGCGUUCAGCAAGUGGAGGACUCAGAAAAUUGGGCUCAAGUGUUUGCUGCGGAGUUUCCCUUCGCUCGUUUCUUUAGUGAUGCUCCACAGCCACUCUUCAAGGGAGUGUCUUUUGCUGAGGACAAUGAAGUAGCGAAUUCCUGCUUUCGUUACAUUUCGAGGAUGUUCAGUGAAUUGGAGGAGUUCAGAGCAUUUGAGUUGUUGAGGAGUGGACUGGAUCGAUCGAAAUACUUACUGGUGAAAGAGGCAAAGAUCAUCGCUAUGACUUGCACUCAUGCUGCGUUGAAGAGGAAGGAAUUGGUGAAUAUGGGCUUCAAGUAUGACAACAUCCUAAUGGAAGAAGCAGCACAGAUCCUGGAGAUAGAAACCUUUAUUCCGCUUUUACUACAGAAUCCAAUGGAUGGAUUUAAUCGCCUGAAGAGAUGGAUUAUGAUUGGAGAUCACCAUCAAUUGCCACCCGUUAUCAAGAAUAUGGCAUUCCAGAAGUACUCGAAUAUGGAACAAUCGUUGUUCACAAGGCUUGUGAGGCUGGGAGUGCCGACGGUGGAUCUUGAUGGCCAGGGAAGAGCGCGAUCUAGUAUCUGUGAGCUGUACAAAUGGCGAUACAAGCAACUAGGCGAUCUGGCUCAUAUUCAACAAUGGGCAGAGUACAGGAAAGCCAAUGCGGGAUUUGCCUUUGACUUCCAGAUGAUCAAUGUAGAGGACUUUAAUGGUGUGGGAGAGACUGAACCAAAUCCGUUUUUCUAUCAGAAUCUUGCUGAAGCAGAAUACAUUGUGGCAGUGUACAUGUACAUGAGACUUUUGGGUUAUCCGGCAGAGAAGAUCUCUAUUUUGACGACUUACAAUGGUCAGAAGCAUCUCAUCAGGGAUGUUAUUAAUACGCGUUGUGGAGAGAAUCCACUGAUUGGCAGGCCAUACAAGGUAACAACUGUGGAUAAGUACCAAGGUCAGCAGAAUGACUACAUCCUGGUGUCACUGGUGCGAAGCAAGGCGGUGGGACACUUGAGAGAUGUCCGACGUCUUGUCGUGGCCGUCAGUCGAGCACGGCUGGGACUUUACAUGUUCGGGCGAGUGUCUCUAUUCAGAAACUGCCUUGAAUUGCAACCAGCGUUUAAGAUUCUUCUCAAUCGUCCACUGGAUUUGCAAAUUCUCCCUCAUGAAACGUUUCCAUGCGAAAGGACAGUGAGUGAUCCGUUGCCAGGAAGUGUUCUCACUGUUACACACAUGACACAAAUGGCAGAGUAUGUUUACCAAUUCUACAUGCACAAAGUAAAUGAGAUGAAAGUGGCCAUGGAGACGAUGCAACAGAUGUAUGCGAAAACACCUGAAGACAUAUUGAAAGAACAUCAAGAAAUCGACCCAGCGGCUCCUGGCCAGGAGAAGAAGGGCGGGGAAUUGGACAAGAACGAGGAGGCGAAAUUUACAGCCGCUCCAAUCCUGAAUGAAGUGGAGGAUGUUGAUACCACAGCGAUGGAGAUGAAGGUGGAUGAGAAAGAAGAAGGAAAUGUUGAUGAAGAAAUGCCUGAAGACAACAAUUAAUGCAU
Phlebotomus argentipes is the source of this 4453-nucleotide messenger RNA. RefSeq names its product RNA helicase aquarius. Gene Ontology annotation, cellular component: catalytic step 2 spliceosome. Gene Ontology annotation, biological process: mRNA splicing, via spliceosome. Bases 63 to 4448 code for a protein of 1461 amino acids. The transcript has 6 exons. Lineage: Eukaryota; Metazoa; Arthropoda; Insecta; Diptera; Psychodidae. The record is from RefSeq and is a predicted model, not a curated record. Gene Ontology annotation, molecular function: helicase activity; mRNA binding.